Thamnophis sirtalis is the source of this 684-nucleotide messenger RNA. NCBI's taxonomy places the organism in Eukaryota, Metazoa, Chordata, Lepidosauria, Squamata, Natricidae. The record is from RefSeq and is a predicted model, not a curated record.
AUGAAUUGUGAACUUUAUGUGCUUAUUACUCCUAUCGUUCUGGGACAUGCAUUUUUCUCCGGAGACCGGUCCCUGAAGUCCCCCCCGCAGUCCGCAGACCUGGAGGCCUUCCACUCGGGCUUCCAGAUGUGCACCAAAGAAGUCCUGCGCUACCUCUCCCCACCCGAAAGAUGGACCAGUCGGGAGCCACGUUGCGCCCAGCUGCUCGGCCACCUCCACUCCAUGUGCAGGAGGUUCCUGCCCGGAUCGCCUCUCUUCACCCCCAGGGCCCAAGGACGAUGCUGCUCCCCCCAGGAUGGACCACAGCAGCUGCCGCCGGACCAGCGUCCCGGGGGGACCCUCAAGCAGGAGCCUCCCCAGCCCAACUGCGUGCCCGUCAUUCAGAGGACCCAAAACUGGGGAAGGGGCGCGGCCACCCACCAGCUGCCCCCCAGCGGCCCGGAGCAAGCCGGGGAGCCCGACACCGAUACAGACAGCGGCUACGGAGGGGAGGGCGAGGGGAAGAAGACCCCCCAAGGGGGCUUGAGGGUCAAGAGGGAGCCCGCGGACGUGGAGUUGGAGGUCAAAAAAGUCAAAAUGGCCCCUGCAAUCAUGGAAGCCAAGACCCCUUCCGACCAGCCCUUCCCCACCUUGUUAUUGUGGCAUUCAAGCAAUGUAAGAAUUGUGUUUGUGCUUGUGGCCUAG